Plasmopara halstedii is the source of this 264-nucleotide messenger RNA. RefSeq names its product mitochondrial ribosomal protein l27. The transcript is spliced from 2 exons. Gene Ontology annotation, biological process: translation. NCBI's taxonomy places the organism in Eukaryota, Oomycota, Peronosporomycetes, Peronosporales, Peronosporaceae. Gene Ontology annotation, cellular component: mitochondrial large ribosomal subunit. The coding region runs from base 1 to 264 and encodes 87 amino acids. Gene Ontology annotation, molecular function: structural constituent of ribosome. The record is from RefSeq and is a predicted model, not a curated record.
AUGGGCCUGCUGGAUGGACUUGUUUUGGGCUUUACCCGCAAGAGCAAGUUUGGGCGAUCCCACUCCUUACGGCCACUUACCAGUAAGCGCGCUAACCGCCGAUUCUACAAGGGUAAUGGCUGUCGCAACGAAGGUACGCACGCCAAGCGUGGUCGCUACGUCGUGGACAAGAAUAAGCAGCUCCAGCUCGAGGUACCCGAUCUCACUGGAUUCAAGCUCAAGGCGUACGUGUCACCGCUAACUCCUAAUCGUCGCCCGCAAUAG